GGGACACAGCAGCUGGAAGAGCCGCACAGAGACGCCCCCCGACCCGCAGCAGCAGCAGCAGCAGCAGCCGCAGCAGCAGCAUCUCCUCUCCGGAUUAAACCCCCCUCUCUGCACCCCCAGCGUCUCCAGCCACCGACAUCACGCCGAGACAUGAGCUUCUCCCGCUGAACGUUAUUGAUGCUGAACUGAGCGGUCCGGUGCUAUCUUCCAGUGUUUCCCCUCCCCUCAGUUUUCCGUCUGUCACCUGGUCUGUGAGCAGCCAUGACGAAGUCCUACGAGUUCAACUGGCAGAAGCACCUGCCUGAGUUCAUGCAGGAAGGCGCCUCCUUCGACAGGUUUGAUGAGGACCCAUAUAUCUUUGAGCCCAACUGUCAGAUGAAGGUGGACGAGUACGGCUUUUUCAUCACCUGGAAGAGCGAGGGAAAGGAAGGCCAGGUUCUCGAGUGUUCCCUCAUAAACAGCAUCCGUGUUGGUGCCGUCCCAAAGGACCCUAAGAUCUUGUCAUCUUUUGAGGCAAGUGGAAAAACAGAGGCCGACCUGGAGGGCUGCAUCAUCUGCAUCUGCAGCGGCACAGACCUGGUCAACCUCAGCUUCAUGUUCAUGGUGGCAGAGAGCCCAGACACAGCCAGGGUACAUGCACACAUCUACUGUAUUUCCAAACCAUAUUAUAUAUUUUAA
Messenger RNA from Stegastes partitus (bicolor damselfish), 678 nucleotides. RefSeq names its product 1-phosphatidylinositol 4,5-bisphosphate phosphodiesterase beta-4-like. The transcript is spliced from 7 exons. The coding region runs from base 262 to 678 and encodes 138 amino acids. NCBI's taxonomy places the organism in Eukaryota, Metazoa, Chordata, Actinopteri, Pomacentridae. The record is from RefSeq and is a predicted model, not a curated record.